Messenger RNA from Penicillium cosmopolitanum, 213 nucleotides. RefSeq lists its product as uncharacterized. Lineage: Eukaryota; Fungi; Ascomycota; Eurotiomycetes; Eurotiales; Aspergillaceae. The transcript is spliced from 2 exons. Bases 1 to 213 code for a protein of 70 amino acids. The record is from RefSeq and is a predicted model, not a curated record.
AUGGUCGGAAGAAACAGCGAAACGAGACUGAAUAACGCAGGUCAGAAGAACGAUGGUGAGGAGCGAGCUCUCGACAGCAUGUCGCGAAUUUGGGCUCCCAUCUCCGAACGGUCCGCUGCUGUAGUCGGUGCAGGGCCAGAGCAUGACGAAUGGGUUCAUGAAAGGAAUAUGGUGGGAGCUGAUGAGAAGAUUGAGGAAUACCUUAAUCAGUAA